Messenger RNA from Miscanthus lutarioriparius, 1662 nucleotides. The record is from the annotation of a GenBank genome assembly. NCBI's taxonomy places the organism in Eukaryota, Viridiplantae, Streptophyta, Magnoliopsida, Poales, Poaceae.
AUGAUGGGUUCAAUAUCUGCCAAUGGUUCUUACCAAACAAAUAGGCCCAGUGCACUACAGCAGGCACCUCACAUGCAAUUCCAACAAUAUUGUAAUGGUGGACUUAAGUUCUUAAGCAAGUACUCCCAAUCCAUGCGAAGUAAGACACACCUGGCUAAAAGAAGAGCUACAAAUAAUGGAAUUCAUCCAAAGACUACUAGGCCUCGGGCACCUAUUGUAUGUUCUACUGGGAUGACUAUAAUAUUUGUUGCAACUGAAGUGCACCCAUGGUGCAAAACUGGUGGUCUCGGUGAUGUUGCAGGAGGACUGCCCCCAGCUUUGGCUGCUAUGGGACACCGGAUCAUGACAAUAGCUCCUCGUUAUGAUCAAUACAAGGAUGCAUGGGAUACAAGUGUCCUUGUUGAGGUAAAUAUUGGUGACACGGUAGAAACUGUUCGCUUCUUCCACUGCCACAAAAGAGGAGUCGAUCGUGUUUUUGUCGAUCAUCCUAUGUUUCUUGAAAAGGUAUGGGGCAAGACUGGAGCAAAGUUGUAUGGUCCUACUACUGGAAGUGACUAUCGAGAUAACCAGUUGAGAUUCUGCCUUUUGUGCCUUGCUGCUUUGGAGGCUCCAAGAGUUCUCAAUCUCAACAAUUCUGAAUAUUUCUCUGGACCAUAUGGUAGGUUGCUUUCUGCAUUCAUAAUAUUGCCUAUCAAGGUAGAUUUGCCAGAGCAGACUUCCGAUCUUCUUAAUCUACCUGACAGUUUCUUGCCAUCAUUUGAUUUUCUUGAUGGACAUGUUAAGCCUGUUGUAGGGAGAAAGAUUAACUGGAUGAAGGCAGGGAUCAUUGAGAGUGAUCUGGUUCUAACAGUUAGUCCACAUUAUGUCAAGGAACUCACUUCUGGCCCAGAUAAAGGUGUUGAGUUGGAUGGUGUCCUUCGCACAAAGCCUCUUGAAAUUGGAAUUGUAAAUGGCAUGGAUGUAACUGAAGCAAGGGCUCUCAAUAAAGAAAGGUUGCAAGCUGAAGUUGGAUUGCCUGUGGACUCGAGCAUCCCUGUUAUAGUUUUUGUUGGCCGUCUUGAAGAACAGAAAGGGUCUGACAUACUCAUUGCAGCCAUUCCAGAAUUCGUGGGCGAGAAUGUUCAGAUAAUUGUUCUUGGUACGGGAAAGAAGAAAAUGGAGGAGGAAUUGACGCAGCUGGAAGUGAAAUAUCCAAGCAAUGCUAGAGGCGUAGCGAAAUUCAAUGUUCCAUUGGCACAUAUGAUGUUUGCUGGGGCUGACUUCAUUAUUGUCCCAAGUAGGUUUGAGCCCUGUGGUCUCAUUCAGUUACAAGGGAUGAGAUAUGGAGUGGUACCCGUCUGUUCAUCUUCUGGAGGACUUGUUGACACGGUUAAGGAGGGUGUCACCGGAUUCCACAUGGGUUCGUUCAAUGUUGAGUGUGAAACUGUAGAUCCAGCUGAUGUCACAGCAGUAGCGUCAACUGUCACACGAGCCCUGAAACAGUACGACACCCCGGCAUUCCAUGAGAUGGUUCAGAACUGCAUGGGGCAAGACCUGUCCUGGAAGGGGCCUGCAAAGAAGUGGGAGGAGGUGCUUCUUGGCCUUGGAGUCGAGGGAAGUCAGGCUGGCAUCGACGGAGAGGAGAUUGCUCCACUUGCCAAGGAAAACGUAGCUACUCCCUGA